AGGCCCCGCUGCCCCCUCCCCGCCCCACCAUGGACUGGAGUUGGUGGGGGCGUCCCACCCAGGCCAGGCCAGAGGGCAGGCCUUGCGCAUCUGACUGCCCGCCGGGGCAUGGCGUGGCACUUAGCUGUUUCACUCGCUCACGGAACAACUGCUGUGUGCGGCGCCCCCCGCUGGGACUUGCAGGGGAGAGGGGGAGAGAGGAAUCCCAGGGUGCAAGUUAUCUGCGGGGACGUGCAAGGUCCCUAACCUACGAUGACGCGGGACAGAACAUAGUAACAGGCAAAGCCUCGGGGGUCAGAAGAGUCUGAGGACGCUCCAGACCGGGAACGCCGGGAGUCGUUCCUGGAGGGGACAAGAAGGCGGGGCGGGGAUUCAAGAGGCGGAAGUGGAGAAGGAUUUGGGCGAGGGAGAGCUGGGCCGGCAGCAGCGGGGUAGGAGGCCAGGGGAGCCCGUUGCUGGUGUGUUAGCUGCACAGGUUUGAAUCGAAGCAGAAGGGAGUUGGAGGCCUUCGGGGAAGCAUUUGGGCCCUUGGGGAAACAUGAAGAGAUGUGCUUUGGGAAGGGCGGUUUGUUCUCUGUUUGUGACUAUGAGAUUAGACAGAAGACGGACCACAGGAAAAUCAGUUAGUUGAGCGUCAGAGGAGAAAAGAGAACGCAGAAGUUAAUUCUAGAAGGGAACGUCUAAUGAGCCCAUCCGUCGGGAGGUACCUGAACCCGGAGACAGCGUGGGGCGCGCCGACGAUCCCCCCGCGGUUACAGGAAAGCUGGACUUGGAUCGGAGCUGGGGCCCCGUCUCCUCGGCCGGUCUCUCCACGUCUGGUGCCCCCAGGCCUCCGGUCGGGCGCUGACUCUCCCGGGUGCCUGGUCGGUGGCGCUGAUGGAGCCCGCGGCCGCCCCCUGCUGCCGCGCGCGGGGCUCGCUUCUCUUCUUGGCGCUCCUCUGCGGGUGUGCCCUGCUCUCAGCCCAGUUUACUGUCGUGGGUCCAGCUGACCCAGUCCUGGCCAUGGUGGGAGAAGACACCACGUUUCACUGCCACCUGUCCCCCGAGAAGAACGCUGAGGACAUGGAAGUGAGGUGGUUCCGGACUCACUUCUCGCGGGCAGUGCUCGUGUACAAGGGUGGACGAGAGAGAACCGAGGAACAGCUGGAGGAGUUCCGAGGAAGGACGACCUUUGUGAGCGACGGCAUCAAACAGGGGAGCGUGGCACUCGUCAUACACAAUGUCACAGCGCACGAGAAUGGCAUCUACCACUGUUACUUCCAAGAAGGCAGGUCCUACGAUGAGGCCAUCAUGCGGCUGAUGGUUGCAGAUGGCUGCCGUCUCACUGUGUCCUCACAUGGUCCUCCCUCUGUGUCUUCACGUGGCCUUUCCCUGUGUGGACCCACCCCUGGUAUCUUUCUCUGUGCUGAUCUCUUCACAGCCCAAGGCCUGGGCUCCAAGCCCCUCAUUGAAAUGAAGGGCCAUGAGGACGGGGGCAUCCGGCUGGAGUGCACAUCCGUAGGGUGGUACCCAGAGCCCCACGCGGUGUGGAGGGACCCUUACGGUGAGAUCAUGCCCGCCCUGGAGGAGGCUUACACUGUGGACGCCGACGGCCUCUUCACGGUCACCGUGGCCGUGAUCAUCAGGGACUGCUCUGUGAGGAACGCGUCCUGCUCCGUCAACAGCACCCUGCUUGGCCAGAAGAAGGAAACUGUGAUUUUCUUUCCAGAAUCCUUGCCCCCCAGCACACUCCCCCGGAUGGCAGGCCUCGCUGCCCUCCUGCCUUCUCUGCUGCUCCUCGUCGCUGGAGUCCUCUGUCUCGCCAGGAAAGUCCACCGGGAAAAAGAGGUUGAGAAUGAAGAGAGAGAAACUGCAUGUCAGGAACUGGGGAAAGAAGAUGUGGAAAAAGAGAAAGAACAUGAGAUCAGAGAGCAACUUCAAGAAGAACUGCGAUGGAGAAGAAUCCUGCUACAUGCCGCUGACGUGGUCCUAGACCCAGACACGGCACAUCCUGAGCUGUUCCUGACAGAGGACCGGAGAGGUGUGAGGCGAGGCCCCUCCAGGCAGAGUGUGCCUGACAACCCCGAGAGGUUCGACUGCCGGCCCUGUGUCCUUGGCCUGGAGAGCUUCUCCUCAGGGAGGCACUACUGGGAGGUGGAGGUUGAAAACGUGAUGGUGUGGGCUCUGGGGCUUUGUAGAGACAAUGUCGAGAGGAAAGGAGAGGCCUUACUGGUUCCUCGGAAUGGCUUCUGGACCCUGGAGAUGUUUGGAAACCAAUACCGGGUCCUGUCUUCCCCCGAAAAGAUCCUCCCCCUGAAAGAGCGCCUUCGCCGCGUGGGCAUCUUUCUGGACUACGAAGCUGGAGAUAUCUCCUUCUAUAACAUGAGGGACCGGUCACACAUCUACACGUGUCCCCGCUCACCCUUCUCUGGGCCUUUGAGACCCUUCUUCAGGCUGGGGUCUGAUGACAGCCCCCUCUUCAUCUGCCCAGCCUUCACAGGGGCCCGGGGGGUCGCGGUGCCCGAGGGCGGCCUGAUCCUUCACAGGACGGGGACCCAGCGCAGCCACCAGGGUCAGUUCCCUGGUCUCAGAGCCAAGUAGAGGGCCCCGGCACCCCUGGCAGGAAACGGGUCAUGUCAAGAACCGCCUCCAGAGGCCUCCUGGACACCCUCUUCAGGCCCAGCCCUGCCUGGCCCUCAUCAGGCUGUUGCUUUCCCGAUUCAUUUGCUGGUGACCACGGGGGCACGGGCCGGUCUCGGAGCCGUGCUGCCACACGGCUCCCAACCUGGAAGAAAGCGGGAGACAGUGACGGGUUUUAACAUCAGCGUGACACAGUCAGCCUGAUGCCCGGGCACCAGGCUCUGUGGACUCGGGGUGAGGGACACAGGACCCACUGUAAGGGGAGGGAAACCAUAACAGGAGGUCAGGGAUGGGAAGCCAAGCCUGGGGGGUGGGAAGGGACAAGGGCCUGGGUGCUGUCCAGCCUCAGUUACAGCUAUGGGGGCUGGAGAGCUGGUGGUCCCAUUUCUAUCCCUCCCCCCACCCCCCACCCCCCCCGGAGAUUUCCAGAUUGCACUCCUAGCCUAGAACUGAGCUGAAGAAAGAUGAAAGAUGAAGACCCGCGUUGGCCUGGCUCGGGUGUCCCCUCAAUAAACUGGGAGUCAGUACUCAGUGACUGAGUAUGGCUUAAGGGUUAAGGUCACAGCUGAGCUGGUGAGAACUGCCCCGAGUGGAUCGCAAGGUUCAGGUUCAGUGGGCAAAGCAGCAGUUUCCAACGUUUUGACCUCAGGCCACUUAAGUAAGAUACCUCAAAAGUUAUUGAGGACCCCAAAGAGUCUUGCUCACUUGGGUUAUAUCUGUGAACAUUUAUGGCAUUGAAGGUUGAAACUGAAACAUUUAAAAACUGUAUUUAUAAUUUAUAUGAAAAUAGCAAUAAUAAACCAACGAUAAGUUAAUAGGAAAAACAUGUUUUAUGAAAAACCACUUGUUUCCAAAGCAAAAUAAAUGUUAUUGAGAAAUGUGGCAUUCUUUAAGGUUUCUGCAAGGCUAAUGUCUGGCUUCUCCUAAAAGAUGGGCUGCACCUUCACAUCUGCU
Molecule: messenger RNA, 3573 nt
Organism: Acinonyx jubatus (cheetah)
Lineage: Eukaryota; Metazoa; Chordata; Mammalia; Carnivora; Felidae
Product: butyrophilin subfamily 2 member A2-like
Exons: 10
Coding region: 877-2580 (567 amino acids)
Biological process (GO): regulation of cytokine production; T cell receptor signaling pathway
Cellular component (GO): external side of plasma membrane
Molecular function (GO): signaling receptor binding
Source: RefSeq, a predicted model, not a curated record